UUUCAGAAUUACAGAUUCAAUUAUAAUGAAGAUUUUCUUGACGCAUUCACUCAUUCAAUUUAUAAUUUCAUUAAGUUUUGUAUUAAUUUGUGUUGCCGUAGAUAGAAGCAAUUUUAAAACUUGUGAACAUGCUGCAUUUUGCAAACGUCACAGGGCAAAAGCCAACAAUCCAGUUUACAAUAUACAACCAGAUUCAAUCAAAGCAAAUGAUUCGGCUGUUGAGGCUGUUCUCGAAAGUUCUGUGAAUAAACUUAAAUUAAUUCUGGCGCUACUUGAGGAUGGGAAAGUUCGGAUGGUUAUUGAUGAGAUCGAUCCAAUUCGACAACGUUUCCACCCGACUAUAGCAUUGGAUGGGGAGCCUAAACAACAAAAAUUUUCUAAUUUUGAACAUUCUGGCACUUCUGCAUCUUUUAUUGCUAAUUUUGGAGAAAAGAAUAGCUAUAAAAUUGUCGUUGAAUAUACUCCUUUUCGUGUCAAUAUUUUCACUGAUGACAAGCUUAUAUUAUCUGUAAAUUCAAGACAACUCUUAAAAUUUGAGCAUUAUCGGAAUAAAGUUGGAGACGGUGCCGAAGACGGGGAAGGAUUUUGGGAGGAGACUUUUAAAGGGCAUACAGACACAAAACCUUUUGGAUCAAGUUCUAUUGGAUUGGACGUUUCUUUUAUUGGAUAUAAAUUUCUUUAUGGCCUCCCCGAACAUUCAGAAUCAUUUACACUUAAAUCGACAACGUAUACUGACCCAUAUCGCCUCUAUAAUUUGGACGUUUUUGAGUAUGAACUUGAAAACGGGAUGGCUCUAUAUGGAAGUAUACCCUUUGCUAUUGCUCAUGGCAAAGCAAGAACAGCUGGUGUUCUUUGGCUGAAUGCUGCUGAAACUUGGGUAGACGUUAAUCUUGCUACGGAUAAAACUGGUGUUCUUGAUUUAUUCCUCAUGCUUGGACCUAGACCAAAAGAUGUAUUCCGUCAAAAUGCUCAAUUAACUGGAGUUUUUCCACUUCCACCACUUUUUGCAAUUGCUUAUCACCAAUGCCGAUGGAAUUAUAAUGACAGGGCAGACUUGCUUGGUGUACAUUCUUCCUUUGACGAACAUGACAUUCCUCUAGAUGUUCUCUGGCUUGAUAUUGAACACACUGACGCAAAAAAAUAUUUUACUUGGGAUCCAGUCAAGUUUAGCAAUUCUCUUGAAAUGAUUAAAGAGUUGGAAGCUAAGAAUCGCACUUUGGUCACAGUAAUUGAUCCGCAUAUAAAAAUUGAUGAUGGUUAUUUUGUUUACAAUGAGGCAAAAGCCAACAAUUUUUUUGUCAAAAAAUCUGACGGUACUUCUGAUUAUGAAGGUCAUUGUUGGCCUGGCGCGUCAAUGUGGCUUGAUUUUGUAAAUCCUUCGGUUCGCGAAUUUUGGGCUGGAAAAUUUCCUGUUGAUCAAUAUCAAGGAACUACAGAAAGAACAUAUACUUGGAACGAUAUGAACGAGCCGAGUGUUUUUAGUGGACCCGAAAUUACAAUGCACAAGGAUGCUCGUCAUUUUGAUGGUUUGGAACAUCGAGAAGUUCACAACAUUUAUGGAUUUUUUCAAUCAAUGGCAACAUUUAACGGUCAACUGCUUCGAUCCAACAGGCGCCUCCGCACCUUUCUUCUUGUCCGAUCAUUUUUUGUAGGCAGCCAACGAUAUGCUACUGUUUGGACUGGCGAUAAUUUUGCUGAAUGGUCACACUUGAAACAGUCAAUUCCAAUGCUUCUUUCCAUUUCUGUUUCUGGCAUUCCUUCAGUUGGGGCUGAUGUUGGAGGCUUCUUCAAAGAUCCUGAUGGACAAUUGAUUACUCGUUGGUAUCAAGCUGGAGCCUUUCAGCCAUUCUUCAGGGCUCACGGACAUAUUGAGACUAAAAGAAGAGAACCUUGGUUGUUUUCAGAACGUGAGAACAAUGCUUUACGCGAGGCUGUUAUCAGGCGUUAUAUUCUUCUUCCUUACUGGUAUACUCUGUUUUACGAGCAUACGAAAACAGGCGUUCCUCCAAUGCGUCCAGUUUGGUCAGAAUUUCCAGAGGACGAGGCUGCUUUUGAUGAGGAACGUGAAUGGAUGGUUGGCUCAGGAAUUCUUGUACGCCCUGUCGUUGAACCAGAUGUUCAACAUGUUUCGCUUUACUUACCCGGAAUUGGUCAAACUUGGUUUGAUUGGGACACGCAUAAAAUGUAUCUUUCACCUGGCGCCAUUUAUACUGAUACUCCACUUGAAAAGAUUCCUGUUUACCAACGAGGAGGCACUAUAAUACCUGUUCGGGAACGUCAACGCCGUGCUUCUAUGCUUCAACGUAAUGACCCAAUAACCUUAUAUAUUGCCUCUGAAUUGGAUAGAGAAUUUGCAAAUGGUACAAUUUACAUGGAUGAUGGGGAAUCACAUAACUAUAAGGACAAAAAUGAAUAUUUAUAUUGGGGUUUUGUUUACAAAAAGGCGAGUGAAUACAAUUAUGCAAUAAUGUCAAAAAAUUUGGAUAAAAAUGGCAAAUUUGAUCCCGAUGUGUGGGUUGAACGUAUUAUCAUUCGUGGUGUUCGUUACUACCCUAGAGCAGUUCACAUGUAUUACGAAGAUUAUAACCCUGAAGAUUUGGAAUACACACAUGACCGUGACCAACGUUUAAUUGUUAUUCGAAAACCGGGCGUUUACAUCUCGCGUGAAUGGCGAAUCGAUAUUCAUGUUUAA
Molecule: messenger RNA, 2692 nt
Organism: Meloidogyne enterolobii
Lineage: Eukaryota; Metazoa; Nematoda; Chromadorea; Rhabditida; Meloidogynidae
Source: the annotation of a GenBank genome assembly